Messenger RNA from Cetraspora pellucida, 951 nucleotides. NCBI's taxonomy places the organism in Eukaryota, Fungi, Glomeromycota, Glomeromycetes, Diversisporales, Gigasporaceae. The record is from the annotation of a GenBank genome assembly.
AUGACACAAGAUAAAGUAAUCAUAGUCACUGGUGGUUCUGGGCUCGUUGGAAAAGCCAUUGAAUGGGUGAUUGAAAAUGACAAAGGAAAGUUCGGUAAGAUGGAAGGCGAAAAGUGGAUUUUCCUUACCAGCAAAGAUGGUGAUUUGAGGUCUGUUGAAGCUACUCGCGCAAUUUUUGACAAAUAUAAUCCAACUCACGUGAUACAUUUAGCCGCCCUUGUUGGAGGACUCUUUAAAAAUAUGAAAUAUAAAUUGGAUUUUUUACGUGAUAAUUUACUGAUCAACGACAACGUUAAGAAAGUUGUAUCAUGCCUAUCUACUUGUAUCUUCCCAGACAAAACAACGUAUCCGAUCGAUGAAACCAUGAUACACAAUGGACCUCCGCACGAUUCCAAUUUUGGCUAUGCAUACGCCAAACGCUUGAUAGAUGCACAAAACAAAGCAUAUUACGAUCAAUUUGGUGAUAAAUUCACCUCGGUUAUUCCAACUAAUGUGUUUGGUCCUCAUGAUAAUUACGACUUGCAAGAUUCGCACGUCAUUCCCGGAUUAAUCCAUAAAUGUUAUCUCGCUAAGAAGAAUAAAACACCAUUCGUAGUUGCUGGUACUGGUAAACCUCGUCGUCAAUUCAUUUACUCACGAGAUCUUGCGAAAUUGUUUAUUUGGGUACUCAGGGAAUAUGAUGAAAUUGAUCCUAUUAUCUUAUCAGUCGGUGAAAAGGAUGAAGUAUCUAUUAAGGAUGUUGCAGAUGCAAUUGUAAAGGCUAUGGAUUUUAAAGAAAGUUACACUUUUGAUACCACUAAAGCUGAUGGCCAAUACAAAAAGACUGCCAGCAAUGAUAAAUUAUUAAAAUAUCUUCCUGAUUUUGAGUUUACACCAUUUGAAACUGCUGUGAAAGAAUCUGUUGAAUGGUUCAUUCAGAAUUAUGAUAGUGCACGCACUGGAAAGAAUUGA